Molecule: messenger RNA, 1191 nt
Organism: Thermothielavioides terrestris NRRL 8126
Lineage: Eukaryota; Fungi; Ascomycota; Sordariomycetes; Sordariales; Chaetomiaceae
Exons: 2
Coding region: 222-1037 (271 amino acids)
Cellular component (GO): endomembrane system; membrane
Source: RefSeq, a predicted model, not a curated record
CGCGGCAGCGGCUUGCGGCAUGCCACCCCGGAGCCCACCGCAGUCUUGCAUACCCGAUUGAGCCGCGAGAGACGAUCUGGCAACAUCGGAGGGCUCGAAAAGUGGGAGGUAGCACCACGGCGGCCCUUGCUCUUCUUCAGCUCGGCCAGGCCUCUGUCCCCUUUGAACUGCCUUUUUUAACCCCGAGUUCAAUUGGCAACGGCAGGACAAGCUCUCUCGCAAUGGCCGACUCGGAGCCCUCUGCCCGGCGGCGCAAGCCAGACCCCAAAACCACGACAACGCCGCCACCUUCCGAGCCAGAACCCGCCGAAGCCGAGAAAGCGAGGCCGAAGAAGAAGACUGCGCAAGACCUCCUCGACGAUGACGAAGCCUACAGCAGCCCGUACAUCGACAUCCUCCGCGUGCUGACCUUCCUCUUCCUCGCCUCCUGCGGGCUGAGCUACCUCAUCUCGGGCGGUGAGACUUUCUUCUGGGGCAUGUCCAACCCGCCCAAAUACCUGCAGUCCAGCUGGUGGAAGAAGCAAUUCCGCGGCCCGAUCUACCUCACGCCCGCCGAACUCGCCGCCUACGACGGCAGCGACCCGUCCAAGCCGCUGUACCUGGCCAUCAACUGGACCAUCUACGACGUGUCGGCCAACCGGCGCACGUACGGGCCGGGCGGCUCGUACCACUACUUCGCGGGGUGCGACGCGGCGCGCGCGUACAUCACGGGGUGCUUCGCGGAGGACCGCACGCCGGACCUGCGCGGCGUCGAGGAGAUGUUCCUGCCGCUGGACGACCCGGCCGUGGACGCGCGGUACUGGACGCCGGCCGAGCUGGAGCGGCUGCGGGCGCAGGAGCGCCGCGAGGCCGAGCGCCGCGCCCACGACGCGCUCGCGCACUGGGUCAAGUUCUUCCGCGACCAUCCCAAGUACCAGUUCGUCGGGUACGUGAAGCGGCCCGAGGGCUGGCCGGGCACGGAGCCGCGGCGGCCGCUGUGCGAGCAUGCGGCUAAGGCGAGGAAGCCGAGGACGCCUCCGGGGCAGGAGCAGCAGUAGGUUUAGGUUGUUUUAUCUGCGAUAGGAGAAGAGUGCAACUAGCGUUUUCUUGGACAUUAUUUCGUUUAAAGCCAGCCUCGUACAUAUGAUUAGCUUUUCCUCACCGAUUUAAAUCUCCUUGGACUCGGCACUGGCCAAAGACAAGCGCACACGU